Messenger RNA from Mangifera indica (mango), 1027 nucleotides. RefSeq lists its product as uncharacterized. Gene Ontology annotation, molecular function: nucleic acid binding. The transcript has 6 exons. The coding region runs from base 116 to 796 and encodes 226 amino acids. Lineage: Eukaryota; Viridiplantae; Streptophyta; Magnoliopsida; Sapindales; Anacardiaceae. The record is from RefSeq and is a predicted model, not a curated record.
AAUUAUGACUUGUUAAAACGCAGCACUCCAUUCACCAGCUUCACACAUUCUACCUCCGACACUACUGCAACUUUCAAUCCAGCACAGAACACACGCAAACGCUUACUCCAGAAUCAUGAGUCUUCUUCGAGCCGCUAUCAAAUCGAGGUUUUCGCUUCAAGCGAUUAGGCCAAGUCACGCCCUCCCAUUUUUUCUCCGCGAAUCUCCGAAACGUUUUUCGACCGAAACGGAAACUCCGGCUUGUGCAGACGCUUCGUCUAUCGAUCCAUUUCUUCGAACACCAAAUGGAGGUGUGUAUGGGAGACUGAGUGGCGUUACGAUACGAAAACAAACAUUGAAGAGUGAUAUAAUUAAUCUGCUGGAAAGCGUUGAUUUGACGCCGGACGAUGUUAAAGUAAACUACACGCGGAACUUUAUGCCGGUUGGAAUAUUGUUACAACUCCGGUCAAGUACGGACUUUGAUCAUGCUUUUAAGGCUAUUGCAAAGAAGGGUCGCAUGUACAGAUUGGACAAGGUUAACCGUUCUGAUUGGGAUAUUGUUAUGCCGUAUAAUGGAAAAACUGUUUUACUGGAAGGAAUUCCUCAAAAUGCACAGCCAGAUGAUGUAGAGCGCUUUCUCUCUGGCUGUGAAUUUGAUGCAUCAUCCAUCCAGAUGUUUGUAAGGCCAGCAAACCCUGAGCUAAUUAGAAUGGCAACUGUUCGCUUCCCCUCACAGACGCAGGCAAUGAAUGCAUAUCUUAGGAAGAAUAGAGGCUUCUGUCUCAACAAUCAAAUUUCGAUGCGAGUUCUACAGUGAUUUUCUUUACUGGUGGCAUUGCAAUAGGAUCAAUCAUGAGGGUUAAAUUUAUGCAUUGGUUUGAACAAUGUUGAGUAUUUGCAAAAGCACUCCAUAUUUAGAAAAUAUCCUUGUUCCAUUGGGGACAUUAGAACUUCAAUAAUUUUGUUUCAAAGCGAGUAACUUUUCUAUGUAUUAUUAGUUGGAUUGAGUAGUUAAUAUGAUUCUUAUUGGACAAGAAUUUUUCUGAAA